Molecule: messenger RNA, 1053 nt
Organism: Effrenium voratum
Lineage: Eukaryota; Dinophyceae; Suessiales; Symbiodiniaceae
Source: the annotation of a GenBank genome assembly
AUGUUGGUGGCAAGCGCCGGUGUGGCAUUUGGAGACACCUAUCGGCCAGAGUGCUUUGUUCCGGCGCCCGAGACGUCCACGAUCUCAUAUGAUGCGAAGGACGGCCCUUACAAACUAGCGUUUGUGAACGGCUUUGCCGGCAACGACUGGCGCAUCCAGGCAAUUCAGUCCGCGAAGGCAUGGGCUGCACGCCCAGAGAAUGCAGGCAAGGUCGAUACGUUCUCCAUUGUGUCGGUUGGAAACGACAGUGCAGCCCAGAUUGCGGCAAUCGACAAUUUCAUUGCCGCAGGUUAUGACGCGAUAACCUUCAUCGCGGUCAAUCCGACGGCAUUCGAGCCGGUCAUCCGGCGUGCCGAGCGCGCCGGUACUAUUCUUGUUCCCUUCGAUAAUGUUCUCGACACCGACAAAGUCGUCCAGGUCAACGAAAGCCAGAAGGAACUUGGCGCGUUGAAGGCGCAGACAGUGAUGGAUAUUUUGGGCGGCAACGCCAAAAAGGUCCUGAUGGUCAACGGAUUGCCUGGCAACGCGACAGAUCGUGACCGCCGCCUCGGCAUGAUGAGCGUGCUGGAACAGGUUGACGGACUGGAAAUCGUUGAAGUCGUCGGAAACUGGGACACUGGCACCAGCCAGAAAGUGGUGGGUGAUGCCCUUGCCACACAUGGUGAGUUCGACGCGGUUGUGUCGCAGCACGGUUCGGCGGGAACGAUCAAUGCCAUGCAGUCGGCAGGGCAUCCUAUUGUGCCCAUGGGUGUCGAUGGUGAAAACGGUGUUCGCAUUCUGAUGGAUGAACUCGACAUACCGGGUGUCUCGGCCAGCCAGGCACCUGCAAUGUCUGCGAUUGCACUUGAAGCGGCCGUCGCCUUGCUUGAAGGCAAUGAGUUGCCACAAACCAUUUACCUGCCAAUUCCGCAGGUCAAGGCUGAAGGCCUGGAGGCCGGGGUGAAUUACUUCCCCGAUCUUCCGAAGUCCUUCAACACGGGCACAGGCUUUGCCGAAUGCUUUGCACCCUUUACGCCUGAGGAAAUCACAGGCCAGGAUCCAGACAACACAUAA